Messenger RNA from Periconia digitata, 933 nucleotides. Lineage: Eukaryota; Fungi; Ascomycota; Dothideomycetes; Pleosporales; Periconiaceae. The record is from the annotation of a GenBank genome assembly.
AUGAACAUUGACUCUGUGAGUUUUUUGCGAUUCAAAGUCCCAUCGCAUGGAUUUUUCACUACGAUGAUGGCAGUAUCAUUGAAGCGAUCUGCUACUACUCUCAUACAAAGAGGCUUUGCACAAAGCCAGCUGCUCCCCGCCAGCUCAAGAUGCUUCUCCGUGCUCAACCGCCCGCCGCCGAACUAUGAUGGCCACAUACCUCUCACCAGGACAGAGAGACUUGGUCUAGCUUUAGGAUCCGGGCUCUUGAGCUUCCUGGAUCCCCGAAGAGGCGACCUCAUCGCCGCAUUCGGUGAAGCAACCGCGCAACCGUACUUCAUCUACAAGCUCCGCGACCGCAUGCUGCUCAAUCCAACCGGCCGUCGAAUCCUCCGCGACCGUCCUCGACUUACAUCCACAUCUCUCAACGUACCUCAUUUGCGCUCACUCCCGUCAAAUACGCUCGGCUAUGCGUAUGCCGCGUGGCUCGACGCCGAAGGCGUUUCGCCAGACACAAGGGCAGGCGUGCGAUACAUUGAUGACGAAGAAUGCGCAUACGUCAUGCAAAGAUAUCGUGAAUGCCAUGACUUCUACCAUGCGCUGGUCGGGCUGCCCGUCUUCCGCGAGGGCGAGGUCGCGCUCAAAGCCUUCGAAUUCGCGAACACUGGGUUACCAAUGACAGGCUUGGCAGUCUUCAGCGCAUUCACAUUGAAGAAGGCUGAAUGGGAAAGAUUCUGGGAGAUAUACGGGCCGUGGGCUUUCCGGAACGGGGCGAAGAGCGAUGACGUGAUCAAUGUCUACUGGGAAGAAGAGUUAGAAACGGAUGUCAAUGAGCUGAGAACGAGACUGGGAAUCGAAGCGCCACCGAAUAUGAGAUCGAUACGCAAAUCAGAGCGGGAGGCGAGAAAGAGAGAAAAGCAGGCUCGAGAAGCUUCUGCUGCUGGUCCUGUGUAA